Funneliformis mosseae is the source of this 789-nucleotide messenger RNA. NCBI's taxonomy places the organism in Eukaryota, Fungi, Glomeromycota, Glomeromycetes, Glomerales, Glomeraceae. The record is from the annotation of a GenBank genome assembly.
AUGACUCAAUUAUCCUUGUCAAUCCAUCGACGACGUCUGCGCCAACGAGUGGAAUGGAAACUUAAUAACAUUGCAAACCAACAACCACCAAUUGACACAUUUCAAAAAGAUCCUUCUAGGCCUUCAUAUGAAGAUCUAGGGAAUGAACAAUGCGGCCAAAAAGAUGAUGAAAAUAUUCACAAUUCCAAACUAAUGAAUCUUUAUUCAAUGAACAUGAAGAACGGAAUAUAUCAGAAAACUUAUAAGUCAAUUUCUGAGAUCAAUUACACAAAAUUGAACUCAAUUUCUGUUCGCCUUAUUGGAUGUUACGGAAAUCGCCAUUUAAUUGCAAGACGCUUGUUGAAUUUAGAGAUUAUUAAUCAACAAAUUUAUGAAUUGCUUAUAUCCUCGCAGCCUUCUUUCGACUACUCAAAUAAACCUUUUUUACGUCCCGGCAUUUACUUCUUGGUUGUGAAUCCAGAUUUUAGUUUAGUUAUUCAUUGGCCCGAAGUUACCGAGCAUCAACUUUGCCUUAUGAGUGAAGAAGAUUUAGAAAGUUUCGAUUGGAAUUUAUACAAUACCGAUGUUGAAUCAGAUGACGAUAAAGGGUUUUAUGAAUUUGAAGUCAAGAAAAGUCAGGAAGUGGAUUUAUUCGAUAAUAUAAAAACCGAAUUACAAAAUACUCAAGAAGAUGUUAUUGAAUCUGCUACAAAUCAAUCGUUUGCUACUCGGAAAUUAACAAAGGAGACUUCAUGUAUGCGAGGAAUCACUAUGCCAGUUAAUGAAUGGGAAUUUUCACAAAAGCUUUAG